GUUUGGAUCGGGGCAUAUAAACUCGCUCGGUGACCGCGAGCGAUUCCAGUGUGCCCGCGAAGACGCCGAGCGACGCUGUCCGCCUGUCCGCUGUCCGCUGUCCGAUAAUAUCCGCUGCCCGCCAGGAUAAUCCCCAAUCCGCAGGUCCUUGGUGAAUUUUCGGCGCUGCAGGAGGAUAAGAUAAGAUAAGAUUAGAUAUCGGGAGCUGGAUUCUCGGCGAGUUCGAUUUCAGUCUUGUCUGGUGGAAAGAAAAGCGCGGUCGAGAUGAAAGUUUGUGUGAUAUUAUUUUCCCUGCUGUUGUGUUCGACGAAAUUGGCCAAAACCGCGCCGAGCGAUAGCAAUGCUUUGUUGUAUCUUUCCCAAUAUGGCUACUUAGGCCCUGCGAAGGGAAAUUCUAGUCGAAUAUUAGACGAAAGAUCCUACAAAAAAGCCAUAGAAGACUUCCAAGCUUUCGCUGGAUUAAACAUUACGGGUGAAUUAGAUGACACGACUAAAGCCACAAUGGUACUGCCCAGGUGCGGUGUCAAAGACAAAGUAGGCACUGGAGACAACAGAGCGAAAAGAUACGCUUUGCAAGGCAGCCGGUGGAAAGUGAAGAACCUCACGUACAAAAUCAGCAAGUACCCGAGCCGAUUGAAGCGCUCCGACGUCGACAAAGAAGUGCAAAGGGCCUUCGACGUUUGGACCGAUUACACCGAUCUGACUUUCACGCCCAAAACCGGCCAAGUCCACAUCGAAAUCCGCUUCGAGUACGGCGAGCACGGCGACGGCGAUCCCUUCGACGGACCCGGAGGCACCCUCGCCCACGCCUACUUCCCCGUGUUCGGCGGCGACGCGCACUUCGACGCCUCCGAAAGCUGGUCGGUGAACAGCUACAGGGGCACCAACCUCUUCCAGGUGGCCGCCCACGAGUUCGGCCACUCGCUGGGCCUCAGCCAUUCGGACGUCAGGCAGGCGCUGAUGGCGCCGUUCUAUCGAGGCUACGAUCCCAUCUUCAACCUGGAUUCGGACGACAUCGAAGGCAUCCAGGCGCUCUACGGCAAGAAGACGAAGCCGUCGAAUCCGAAGAACGACGACGACCAGUACGGCGACUUCGACGGCAGCCACGGCGUCGGCGACAAGGCGCCGCCGUCGGGCCACGACGCCGGCCUCUGCUCGGAUCCCACCUUCGAUACCAUCUUCAAUUCGGCCGAGGGGCACACUUACGUGUUCAAAGGGGACAAGUACUGGAAGCUCACCGAGGACAGCGUCGAACCGGGCUAUCCCCGGCUCAUUUCCGAUAGCUGGAUCGGCUUGCCCGGUCACAUCGACGCCGCUUUCACCUACAAGAACGGCAAAACGUACUUCUUCAAAGGAUCCAAAUAUUGGAGGUAUAAGGGCAAGAAGGCGGACGGGGCCUAUCCGAAGGAGAUAUCCGAAGGAUUCACCGGAGUGCCGGACGACGUGGACACGGCGAUGGUGUGGAGCGGCAACGGGAAAUUGUACUUCUUCAAGGGCAGCAAAUUCUGGCGGUUCGAUCCGUCGCAGAGGCCGCCGGUGAAGAACACCUACCCGAAGCCGAUAUCGAAUUGGGACGGGGUCCCGGACAAUCUCGACGCCGCCUUCCAAUGGACCAACGGUUACACGUACUUCUACAAGGACAACGCUUAUUACAGGUUUAACGAUAGGGCUUUCGCCGUCGACGCCACGACGCCCGCCUUUCCCAGAUCGACGGCCUAUUGGUGGUUCGGGUGCAAGGGCGCCCCGACGGGCACCAUCGGAUCCAGUGAGUUGAGGAAGAGCGUGGUUGAUGAAGAGAGCUCGGAUAACCAAUUCGCCGACGGUUCGAACGAUAGCGAUACAGAUUACCAUCACAACAUGUCGGAGUUGCCGCCUCAGGAGUUCCACGGCGGAAACGGAAACGACAACAGCUCCUCGGGCCGUCUGACGGCGCCAUCUUUACUUCCGGCGAUGCUGGCGGCUCUGGCGGCGGCGCUGUUAACUAGUAGUGUUUUAUAGGAUCCACACAGAACGGCGAAUUCCGUUUUAUAAACGGGACGAGCCGCUUUGACUGAGAAUAUAUUCCCAUGAAAAUGUGAUUUCAAAGAAAAAAACGUUUAGUUUUUUUGUUAGUCGACGUUUAGUUUAGUUUUCGCGGAAGCCAAAUGGUCGAAAUAUACGGGGGGUGGUUGAUUCGCGUUGUUGUUUAUGUAUUUU
This is a messenger RNA of Phyllotreta striolata, 2196 nucleotides long. Lineage: Eukaryota; Metazoa; Arthropoda; Insecta; Coleoptera; Chrysomelidae. The record is from the annotation of a GenBank genome assembly.